AUGCAGAACGCACAGCAGAUGCCUGACACCGCCCCAAAGGUCAAUGCCUUCCGCAGCUAUUGCAUUCAGUUGGUGGAUCAGCUGUGCGUCGAGUUCGAGCGUGAGGUGAACCAAAUGUCCAAGGACAUCCUGCUGUACCGUGGUGAGCUAGCACGCUGCGCCGACCUGUUGGCCUUCCAAUUGGGGAAGGAGAAGGAAUACCACAACAUGCUUGAGAACAUCGCUGGGAACAGCUCCAUGUUGGUUGGCAAAGCGGCGGAGGUGGGCCAGAAGCAUGGCCAGCAUGAUGCAACCAAGCAGCAGAUGCACCAAAUGCUCGAAGACAUGUUCGCAGGUGGCAAGGGGGCCUUGGCCGACAGCUUUGGCGGUUUGGAUGAGCACCGCCAACUUGCAGAGAAGCACCUCAUGAGCUCGGCGGAAUUGCAGAACCAAUCGCAGGCCGUGGCCAAGGAACUGGACAACAUCUUGCGCACCCUAAAUGAAGCACCAGUGUCCUAUCGUGAAGCGCCUGUGAUGAUGGGACCUUCGCAGAUGCAGGGGCCGCCGCGGCAGAACUUCGGGAAUGGGCCACCGCCCAUGUACAACGGUCCGAACCAGGGCAACCAGGGGCCGCAGCGCUUCAAUUUGCCCGGCACGAUGUCGCCCGGAUCCUCGCCCUCGGGAUACUCGCCGCCAGGGGCUGGAGGCGGGCCUCGGUGGCAACGGAGGCCAAAGCAGAAACAUCCAGAAACCAUCCAGGCCGUGGAGGGGGCAUGGCCAUGUCUCCCGGUGGUGGUGGCGGCAACUGUGGACGUCGCAUGGGAGGGCCGGGACAACAAGUCUGAGGCUGGGGAGCGUAUGGCAUACCUAGGCAUUGAUGGCACCAACCGCUUCCCUCCCCUGGAGCGAAGGCCCACAUGGACAUGGACCGGGUCGGAGCUGCUGGACGCCUCAGACGGCCGUUUGCCCACUUUGGACGUUCGACGCUGGGACAACUUGCGUUUUGUGGCACUGUUUCUCCGCAUCGAAGUGCUCUGUUCAUUUCCCCCGAGUUGA
Cladocopium goreaui is the source of this 1035-nucleotide messenger RNA. The record is from the annotation of a GenBank genome assembly. NCBI's taxonomy places the organism in Eukaryota, Dinophyceae, Suessiales, Symbiodiniaceae.